AUUUUGAAAGGAUUAACAGCAUCCUAUCGCUCUUCAAACUGCAUUCCAUGAUCUAUUGUCUAUGCUCGCCCAACCCUGAGCGCUGUUUUCCCUCACGUCAUAAAUGUUAAAGCACGAGCAACAAAUGAGAACAAAAUGUGACUAGAUAAACAAUAUUAACAUCAUGGACACCAGAAGCAAGUAGAACACUGCAGCCAAACGGGUUGUGCUCAAUCUCACGUACUCUGUCAAGCUAUUACCAGUCAGCAAAACCCGAUAGACAACAACAGCUUGGCCGUAAGCGUCGCAGGUAUGCUAUAAAUGCCUACGUCACGUCCAGUCCAGGGCGCCGCCAUCUUUGUACUCUGAAACAGCCGGAAGUGACCCUAAUCGUCAGUGGGGGAUCCGGCUUGUUGGUGAGGGGUAAAUCCGUAUUUUUGUUUUAUAUUAACUAUAGUUUCAUCAUUAGUGUAUUAGUCGUGCAUUUGUAUGGGGAGUGCGGAAUCCCGACUUGGUGAUGUUGAUUGUUGGACUCAAAAGGGCAGUCCUUUGCUUUUGGCUCCAAAAUAUGGUGAUUGCAAGAUAAAGGGUUCAUAGUGCCACAGCCGUGGUUGUCUGGGGGUCCAGAGACAAAGUAUGGCGGCUGCCUCCCCUGCUGGUGUGCUUUUGGCCCAUUGACAUCAGAAGAUCAAGUUCAAGGAAUAGAAAAGAACAGGUUGCACAAUACUGGGACAGUUUGGAUAAGCAGACUUGAAAAAGGAACUCACUGCAGUCAUGGGGUCUGAAAGUCCUAGCUCACCUCAGAAUCCAGGAUGUAAGAUCAUGACAUUCCGUCCCACAAUGGAAGAAUUCAGAGAGUUUAAUAAGUAUGUAGCUUUCAUAGAAUCACAAGGAGCACACAGAGCUGGACUUGCCAAGGUUAUCCCUCCAAAAGAGUGGAAACCAAGGCAGUCGUAUGAUGACAUUGAUGACAUGGUGAUUCCAGCACCUAUACAGCAGGUGGUGACAGGGCAGUCGGGACUGUUCACACAGUACAACAUACAGAAGAAACCAAUGACUGUGGGAGACUAUCGUCAUCUAGCAAACAGUGAAAAGUAUUGCACACCUCGACAUCAGAAUUUUGAGGAUUUGGAACGCAAGUACUGGAAGAACUUGACAUUUGUGUCUCCAAUAUAUGGAGCAGACAUCAGCGGUACACUCUAUGAAAAUGUAUACCAUACCUCCAGAACAUGGGAAAAGACUGGAACGCCUGGCAAAGGGUUUUUUUCCAGGCACCUCUCAGGGAUGUGAUGCCUUUCUACGACACAAGAUGACACUUAUUUCACCAUCUAUCUUGAAGAAGUAUGGAAUCCCUUUUGAUCGGAUUACUCAAGAAGCCGGAGAGUUUAUGAUCACAUUUCCUUAUGGCUACCAUGCGGGUUUUAAUCAUGGCUUCAACUGUGCUGAGUCUACCAAUUUUGCAACCCUCCGAUGGAUAGAUUAUGGCAAAAUGGCAACUCAUUGUACUUGUCGUAAGGAUACAGUAAAAAUUUCCAUGGAUGUCUUUGUGAGGUUUCUGCAACCUGAUCGCUAUGAGCAGUGGAAGGAGGGUAAGGACAGUACAGUGAUUGACCAUUUGAAACCCACUGCACUGACCAGCGAGGAACUUGAGACUUGGAACAAGAGGAAGGUACUGCUGCAAGCCAAAUUAAUUAGAAGGUCACACAGGAAGAGAACCCCAGCAAGAAGAAUUAAAACUCAUGAUCCAAAAUCUAUUGUUGGAGAUGGUAUUGUGGAUCCAAAUUUGGAAGAGGCAAAGCUGACAGACGAGCUAACAGAAGCAGACGACAAGAGCAAAGCUGUUGGCAAGGUAAAACGAUCUAGACCGAAGGGUGAAAGGAAGAAGAAGCGUGUGCCAGCCCCUCCAAAUUCUGUGGAUGAAGCUAUUGAGGCAGCCCUCAGUUUGAUUUCAUCAGAUGUGGAGGUUGAUUCAGUGGAUGAAGCUAUUAAUGCAGCUCUUAGUAUGGUUGCCUCAGAUGCAGAAGCUGAUGAAGAGGAUGACGAAUUUAAACCUCGACCUAUCAUCCCUAUGAUGUAUGUUGUUCCCAGGACCAAGAAAGCUAUGCUUGAUAAAGAGCAUACUUCAAAUCAGCAAGUUUCUGAGCAGUUUGAUAAAUCGGGUGAACAGAUGUGGCAAGAAAGCAAAACUGCUGCAGACAAGAAGGGUGUCAAGAAUAAGAAAUCUUUGGAGGCUAUUAUGGGAACCAAAGAAAUCCAGGCUCCAUCCACAUUCUCUAAGAUGAAAAUUAAGAAAAGUCGCCGCCAUCCGCUGAGCAAACCUCCAACACGGUCCCCAUUGUCUGUGGUCAAACAAGAUAUGUCUAGUGAUGAGGACAUGCUUCCACUGUUCGGUGAAGAUGACACGAAUGAACCUGAGGCUGUGAAAUCCUUACUUACUCAUCUGUGGCAGAAAAAAGCACAUAACUUCAUAGCUGAGCGGAAAUUUAAUGCAGCAGCUGCACUGACAGAACCAUACUGUGCAAUCUGUACCUUGUUCUUCCCUUACUACCAGCCUAAUAAAGUUCCUCAGGGGUCUGCAGUAGAGGGCACCAGUUCGGUUACACACUCCAAAUCUGGACGAAAGACUAAACCUUUGAUUCCAGAGAUGUGUUUUACCUCCAUUGGAGGGAACACAGAACCAAUACCAUCCAACUCUUACAUAGAUGAAGAUGGAACAUGCUGCCUCAUUUCCUGUGCCAAAUGCUGCCUACAGGUUCAUGCCAGUUGCUAUGGAGUUCGACCUGAUCUAGUAACGGAUAAUUGGACAUGCUCACGGUGUACAGAGGAAGCUUGGACUGUGGAUUGCUGUUUAUGUAACUUGAGAGGUGGAGCACUUCAGAUGACAACUGACAAGAGAUGGGUUCAUGUAAUCUGUGCCAUAGCAGUACCAGAAGUUCGAUUUGUGAAUGUGCUUGAACGGAAUCCUGUUGACAUCAGUGGUAUUCCAGAGCAAAGAUGGAAAUUGAAAUGUGUAUUUUGCCGAAAGCAGCUGAAAAAAGCAUAUGGUGCUUGUGUCCAAUGUUCUUAUGAGCAUUGUUCUACUUCAUUCCAUGUCACGUGUGCACAUGCUGCAGGAGUCAAAAUGGAACCGGAUGACUGGCCAUAUGUUGUUUCAAUUACCUGCUUCAAACACAAGACAGCCAAACAGCAUAAUUCGGGUCCGAAGGAGGUUUCAGUAGGACAGAUGGUGAUUACUAAGAAUAGGAAUGGCCUCUAUUAUAGGUGCAGAGUGAUUGGCAUGGCCACACAGACAUUCUAUGAGGUGAACUUUGAAGAUGGCUCCUAUAGUGACAACCUUUAUCCAGAAAAUAUUAUUUCCAGAGACUGUCUCAAACUUGGCCCUCCUUCAGAGGGAGAAUUGGUACAAUUACGAUGGACGGAUGGAAAUGUGCACAGUGCCAAGUUUGUAGCUGCUCACCUUAGUCAAAUUUAUCAGGUGGAAUUUGAGGAUGGCUCACAGCUGACUGUCAAACGCAGUGAUAUUUUCACUUUGGAGGAAGAGUUACCGAAGAGAGUGAAAUCACGUCUGUCUCUAACUACUGGAGCUCUUCAAGAUAACAUAAUCUCAGGUGAUGAGGUGAAGGCAGCAAAGCGGGCCCGGCUUACAGACUUGCAGAAGGUAUCUGAAGACAACACAGAGUGUGGCGACCCAGCUCGUUUGGGUGACACAACUCAGCCACCAGAGGACGUGCAACAAGAAGCUCAGCACAACACAGUUUAAACCUGGGGACAUUAAGAAUGACCAUUUUCAUUCCAGCAGUAGGACAAAUCCCGGUUCAACAGAAUCAUGCCUCCUGAUGAAAAACUGGCAAUUUACUUGUGGUUUGAGGCUGUUGCACGUUGUCAGUGAACUGUGUAGUAUGGACUUGGCUGCACAGUCUUACAGUCUUACAAUGGUGCUGAUCAUAUGAAUUCAAAGCCAUCUCAAACGGGAUUAACAUAUGUCCAAUUUUGGCAGCAAGUCAACCACAAAGCAUUACACAAACCCUUUUUAUACAAAAAAUUUAUUUAAAAACUGUUUUUGAAAAUAAACAUGUGAGCCGAUCUUCUUUGAAGGUGCUAUACAAAUGACUACUGAAGUGACUUGUGGAGUCAUGUCCUCUGUAUAUACUGAAAUAUUUUGGGAAGGUCUUUCUAAAAUCAUUCAAAACCGUGAAGCCACAUUUAAGUGCUUUACUGCGUAAUACAAGUUUCAGGUUGCUACUGCCGAGCAGUGAGGUAGCACUGAUAGGAGAGAGAGGGGAGGUCAGGUAACCUUCUGUAUUUAUUUAUUUCCAGGAUUAAGAAUAUUACAAUUUUAUCUACAUUUUUGGUAGUUUUGGUAGAUGUUUUUGUUGGCAGUGACCCAGCCUGCUUCCCUUCCAAAAAUGUUUGCUGAGAACUUGGGUAAGAAUUCUUGGUGGAUGUGUUAUAGCUGUCUUAUGAGGAUGGUACAGACCAACACUUAACUGUGAAAUCAGCUUUUUAGAAAGAACAGGGUUCCUGUCUAUUGCUGAGGUGGUUUAAUGACACAUGAAGCUUAGUCAUGUAUGUCAGAAGUGCUGUUUCAACAACAGAAGGUCUCAUUGUGCCAUCACAGACUGAGGAGAACAAUGUAGAAUUGAGAUUAUUCAGCCCUACUAGUAACCUUAGGGUAGACCUGAGAAAGUGGGUCCCCUUUACCCUUCCUCACUAGAUUGUUUGAGGAAAGGGCAAUAUUUCUUUGAAAGUCCAGUAUGCAGUAUUUGGGAAUGCUGGAACAUUGGGAAGGCUGCCCUUUUAAACUCCUCCUCAUGCCUUUUAUUCAGAAAAAUUUGCCUUGUCCAUAAGGAAAGGAAGGAACAGUAAUAAUAUGUAGCUGGACACAGGGAAAGCAGACACCUUUUUUGGGAGAGGUGAGUCGAGAUAUGCAAAAAAGUAAAAAAGAAAAAAAAAAGUUUUACAAAUAGUUUUACUAGUGCAGCUAUGCUAAGUGUUAUUUUUUGUUUUGUAGUUUAAAAAACUGUUGUGUGACAAACACCUGGCAGACGAUUUACAAUGAUCUAUGUUUAUAAUCUGUGUGUAUUCUAUCUGUUCUUUUGAAGGUGCUUGAAUAAUAUAUUUAUAAUGACUUGCGAGGAAGGAGCAGCAUGCAUAAAAGAAUACAUGAGCAGACAGGUGGUAGCAGCUGAGAGCAUCAGAAGACCCUAUAAACUUGCCAGUUUGUCACUGUACUAUCAGCAGAGUCCUCAUUCCUCACUUCAUCUUUUAGGACAACAACAGACUGAGGUUGAACUCCUCCUCACUAAGUUUAGUUAUGCUGUAGCACUUAAGUCUGCCACUAAAAAAGACAGAGCAUGGAAGCCAGCUGCCAAGCCAGGGGCCAAGAAGUUGUAUCUAAGAUUGGGAUAAACACUUGUUUUUGAAGGCAAGCUACCUUUCCUUGUGUUGCAGACCAAUGCAACUAAGAGAAAUUGAAGUCUUCCUGAAAAUGGUCAAACCUUUUCUAUCUUUGCUGAAAAACAUAAUUAGAAAGUUAAAUGGUUAUUUUUUUUACUAUUCUUAGCUGAAAAAUGAUAAUUAGAAAACUGGUCGUUACUACGGCAUAAGUCUCUGUUUAAUGGUUAAUCUAUCAGGAAAUAAUAGUGUGUCCCAUCUUUGUACAUUCAUGUGACCAUCUGUAGCAGAGUGUUGUGUACUGCUGCUGCACUUUAGUGAGAUCUGGACUUUGCUCCUAACAGAGAAGAUUGGUUCACAGCAAAAUUCAUAAAUGUAGCAAGAAGCCCUUUUGUAUACAUUGGCACUUAAUUGGCUGUUUUGCUUUUGCUAAAGUUAUCUUCUUUGCUAAAUGUGCUUUUUUAUCAGAGCAGUAGACACCAUUUAUUGCUUUGUUAAAUAAUUUUUAAUUGAAUAAUUUAUCUUCUUGAAGAAAUAGCAGGAAUGAGUGGCCCUGGCAAGCAAGUGCAGAAAGCAAGUAUAAAAAAAAAAUCUGUACUCCUGGGUUGUGUUUGACGAAACAGAUGUGUGCACUUACUGCUUCAUGGAGCAGCUUGGGGUUAAUGAUGGUUGGUAAUACUUAUGUCAUUGCUUAUUUUUUGUAUUAAUUUUUGAAAGGUGAGCUAAACAGUCCUUAACCAGUUUGACUGGAUUUAGAUGUGCAUUGGAAUUUAUUCAACGGCAGCUCUGAUUUGGGUCCUACAAAAGAUUUUUGUCAGUGAGCAGUGGAAAGAUAUUUCCAGAUUUCUUUAUAUAAAUUAAUAACAUAAGAUGAUGUAACAGUAUCCAUGCUUUCAAUGAAUUGUACCAGAAACUAGUAUUUUUAAAUGUAACAUCCAGCAAUUGCCUGCAUGUUGUAAUCCAUACUGAAGUAGCCUCCAUUCUGAGAAUGUUAGUAUCUGUGUAGCUGUAGUUACAUUCACAUUUUUAUUCCUAUUUAUAUUGUGUAAACAUAAUUGUAUUCACACAGAUUGUAUUAACCCUUUUGAAGAUUAAGCAAUGAUUAGCCUAGGUCCCAGAGACAGAAAAAAAUUGUUUUAUUUGUAUUUUUCAGUUUCUAAAUUUCAUAUAAAUUUGAGGAAGUACCCUCUCUCUGUACUGUUGGCACCGCUGAUUGGAAAAAGGAAUAUGCUGUACAGUUUCUUUUCAUAAACCCAAAUUUUUGUGUGUGGUGUGUUAGAACUUUGAUUUUUUUCCCUGUUAGAUUAACAGUGUGAUGUACCUUGCAUACUUGUUUUGCCUAUGGGUUGAUACAAAUUAAAAAUGUGGGCACUGCUGAAUUAC
Protopterus annectens (West African lungfish) is the source of this 6756-nucleotide messenger RNA. RefSeq names its product lysine demethylase 4B (gene KDM4B). Gene Ontology annotation, cellular component: nucleus. Lineage: Eukaryota; Metazoa; Chordata; Ceratodontiformes; Protopteridae. Gene Ontology annotation, biological process: chromatin remodeling. The record is from RefSeq and is a predicted model, not a curated record. Gene Ontology annotation, molecular function: histone H3K9 demethylase activity.